This is a messenger RNA of Thyridium curvatum, 543 nucleotides long. RefSeq lists its product as uncharacterized. Gene Ontology annotation, molecular function: GTP binding; GTPase activity. Gene Ontology annotation, biological process: intracellular protein transport; vesicle-mediated transport. The record is from RefSeq and is a predicted model, not a curated record. Lineage: Eukaryota; Fungi; Ascomycota; Sordariomycetes; Thyridiales; Thyridiaceae. The transcript has 4 exons. The coding region runs from base 1 to 543 and encodes 180 amino acids. Gene Ontology annotation, cellular component: cytoplasm; Golgi apparatus.
AUGGGUCAGAGCAUGUCGUGGUUCUCCAGCCUUCUGUGGGCAAAGAAGGAAAUAAGAAUAUUGAUCCUUGGUCUUGAUAACGCCGGCAAGACGACACUGCUAUACAGGUUAAAGAUCGGAGAGGUGGUGACGACGAUACCUACCAUCGGCUUCAACGUCGAGUCUGUGACGUACAAGAACCUGAAUUUCAACGUCUGGGAUCUGGGUGGUCAGACCUCUAUCCGACCGUACUGGAGGUGCUACUACGCCAACACGGCGGCGGUCAUCUUUGUUGUCGACUCGACCGAUAUCGAACGUCUCCACACGGCGGCAGAGGAACUGUCGGCGAUGCUGAACGAGGAGGAGCUCAAGGACGCGGCGCUGCUCGUCUUCGCCAACAAGCAGGACCAGCCGGGAGCCAAGGGCGCAGCAGAUAUCUCGCAGGCCCUGCGGCUAGGCGAGCUCAGGGACAGGAACUGGAGCAUCAUGGCCUGUUCAGCCGUGGACGGCAGCGGCGUGAACGAGGGCAUGGACUGGCUUGUGUCGACCGUGCAACAAGAAUGA